AUGCCGACGCGAACAAAGUCGAGAACACCGGCGCAGGUGCAGAUGGCGAGGGUCAUAACCAUCUACGUCCAGCACGUUAUGAAAUUACAGGCUGGUGAAGUGGAAAAUGCGCCACGGGCUGAUAUUGCGCCUCCCAAUGGCGCUUUCCCUUCUUUCGACUUUUUUUGCGCAGAGUUUGUGCCCGGUAUAUCGUUGGAAAAGUACGCGCAGCGCCUUGUAACAUACAUGAAAUGCACUUCUGAAGCCUUUAUCUUUGCUCUUGCGUACAUCCGACGUUUUUUCCAUUUAGGCUUUCCACUACACUUGCGCUCCAUUCAUCGAGUCCUUCUCACCUCUAUGGUGGUUGCGGCCAAAACACGGGAUGAUCUUUACUGUUCGAUGAGCUACUAUGCGCAGGUGGGCGGAGUGAGUAACCGCGAUCUUAACAUGAUGGAGCUUCGGCUUUUGGUCGAUUUGCUUGAUUUUAGGGCAGAAAUACUACCAGAUGAGUAUCGGGCAGUUUGCAGCGACAUUACAGCUGCUGUGUCGAUGGAAAAGGUCUCCAGCAGCCUAUCUGAGUUGUGCGGUGUUACCGCCUGCAACACUCCCAUAGACGUUGUAAAAACGCCCUCACUUGCAAAGCCGCAGUGGAUCACCGACUGCCAGUUGUAUUGGUAG
Trypanosoma conorhini is the source of this 657-nucleotide messenger RNA. Its product is annotated as cyclin. Bases 1 to 657 code for a protein of 218 amino acids. The transcript has a single exon. Gene Ontology annotation, molecular function: protein kinase binding. The record is from RefSeq and is a predicted model, not a curated record. Gene Ontology annotation, biological process: regulation of cyclin-dependent protein serine/threonine kinase activity. NCBI's taxonomy places the organism in Eukaryota, Euglenozoa, Kinetoplastea, Trypanosomatida, Trypanosomatidae.